UCAGAAAUCAGCCCAGAAACAAAGAUGGUGGCAAGAUGACGAACCCAGCGAAGGAGGAACAAGGAGAGUACACGAGUCUGUCUGUGCGCCCUGCACCGCAGGUGUUCUGCUCUGCUCCCUCUCUCCUUAACGGCCCUGACACACCAAGCUGUUAUCGGCUGUCGGUCAAUGUCUGGCUGUCGGUGAGUGUCUGUCGGCCUUGUUUUUUGCGCUGUGUCCCGCACUGUCAGCACUUUUCGGCCCUGCCGACAAUCGGCGCCGGAGACUGUCGGCAAAAGAAAUCACUCUGAUCGGCUGUUCAGCUUUAGCUAAAUCAGUGCACGAGAAGAGAAACUGACGUCUUCCAGUUUAUUUGUUCUACUGACCAACACAGUCGACCGCCGCCUGCAGGUGUGGAGAGUUAUUUCCUCUGACGCAGGCGCAGAACAAGAAAUGGCCAAAAGCAGAUUUAUCAAAGCCAAAAAGUCUCACCCCGAGAACACCAAUGUUGCGGAGGCCUUUUAUAAGCCGGUCCCCAAACCUCGGUGCAAACCUCUUGAUAAACCGGUUCAAUUGGACAACACCCACAGAGAUGCCGUUGUGGAGGUUUCCCAAGCUGUUGAAAGACACAGAACUCCUUCUGAUGGCUCUGACAGUCUGCAGUGUGUGUCAGGGGAGAGGAGCCCUGAUGAGACGCUCUCUGAUGAUGCUGCACCAGCCAGCUCUGAUAGUCAGUCCCCGAGGGACAGGGGAGAUGGACUGCUGAGAUCUGGGAUGCCUUUCAGGAAGUCUUUGAGGAAGUCUGUUCGAGAGGAGGAGGAGGAGGAUCCAGGAGGUUUGGAGGAAGACACGCUGGGAGCAGCCGUUCUCAGCAGAGACGAUAUUGAGCUAGAAGAUUCAGUGAUGGUACCAGCUGCGAACACGACCAGUAUUGGCUUGGACACUAUAGAGGAAGAAGAGGAGAAGGCCAGGUUCUUUGCCCAACUUGAGGCUGGGGCUUUAUCCACUAUAGAUUACUCCAAGCUGAACAGGGAGCUGGACUCAACAAGUCCUGCCAUCGCUACUAACGUCAGGAAAGCUGAUGAAGCAGUGGAGCAGAGUGAUGAUCAAAGAGAGGCCAGAGUCACAGAGACCAUCAGACAGUCUCCAGCGUACACAGGAUCUCCACAUUACAGUGAGGAUUUUGAGGAAGAGGAGGAUGGAAAAGAGCCACUGGAGGAGAAGUCUAAAAUGUCUCCAAUUCUCGCCAAAGUGUCUCUCCAUGAUUCGCUGGAUUCUACUGGUAGAGAAGACAGAAGAAAGGACACAGCAGGCUCACUGGACAGAGGCCAGCCGUAUGUGCAGAGUGGAGGCUCAGAGAUGGAGGCUCUUCAUGAGGCCUACAGACAGAUCCAGGUUGUGGAAGAUCCAGAUGACCACAAUCACCAUUAUUCAUCUCUGGAAGGGAGGGGGUGGCUCAACAGAGCUGUGUCUCCAUCCUCCCCGCCUCAACCUGCCACACAGUCUCUUCAGCCUGCUUCCACCAAUGAGUCAGAGUUACCCACUGCAGAAGAGUUGAUGAGACCCAUCCGGCCAGAACUGGAGCGCAGCAGAGGCUUCACCCUCCAGCCUGUCAGCGCUGUGGGAAAGACACCCCGCUUCUCAGAAACAACUUCUUCAGAGUCCCAACUGAAGCGAGCAGAAAGGACGGCCCCCGCUGCAGGGAGAAAGGGAGCCAGGGUAUUAACUGGCCACAAGUCCAGCUCCCAAGACCCUCCCAACCUGACAUGGAGCCUCAGACAGGAAGUAGAGAGGCUGAUGCACGAUCCCAACAAUUAUUCUUGUUCCACGUCCUCUCAGGCUGCCAGAGCUAAGAAACAACAGGCCUCCCGUGGCUCCACUAUUUCUCAUUCCUCUACGUCUUCAAUGAGGAAGCCCGCUGUGGCUCCUGUAAGAGGCAGGAGGGCGAAGGGGAGACCAGCAGGGACCUCCAGGUCAUCAGGGCUGAGUAGAGCUGCAGCUACAACCAAAACCCAGCCUUCUGUUUCCUGUCCUCUGCAGCAUCCACAAGAAAAAGACAACUACACAGCAGAGCCGGGUGUGAAGGUGAGCAGUGAGUUGGUGGCAUCUGUUCAGUCCUUAGUGUCUGUCCUCCAGCAGCAGAUAGACAUCAGCAUCCACCAGGAGGUCACAGGCACGCAGGAGGUCAGAGGUCCUCAAGAAACCAGACUGACGGACCAUCCUCCAAAUAACAAUAGGGAGGAGGGCAGCUCUCUGGUGGAGGAGCUGAGGGUACAGCUGGCUCACAAAGAGAAGGUGCUGCAGAUGAUGAAGGAAGGUGCAGAGGAGCUCAACUCCCUCAAAAAGCAGAACUACCUCCUGCAAAGCAAGCUGCGGAGUGCAGAAGAAGCCAGUCAGAAGAAGAAACAAGCAUCUGACUCUGGUGCUGAGGGGAAGCAACACAUUGAUAAAGAGAUACAAGAGCAGGAGAUGCUCAUCAAAGGUUACCAGCAGGAGAACGAGAAGCUGUGUUUGCAGAUGAAGGCUCAGCAGGUUAAGAGUAAAUCCAACGAGGAGGAUAUGUUUAAUGAAAACCAGAGGCUUCUGAAUGAGCUGGCUUUCACAAGGGAGCAGCUGAGUAACACCUCAAGGACUGUGGGAAAUGUCUGCUUAAUGGAUCACACUCAGCGCAUUACAGACUUGUUAGCUCACAUGAAUACAUUUCAGAGGAACGAGGCCAAGUUGUCUGCAGACUUCCACAGAGUGAAGCAUGAAAAGCAGGCUCUGGAAGUGGACAUGCUGCUCAUGAAAAAAGAGAGGGACCUCGCUAAAGCUCAGACCCUGUCUGCCUCAGGUGACAAGACUUUUGAGAUGUGUGUGUUGGAGGAGAAGCACAGAGAUGAAGUGGUGGCCCUGAAGAAGAAGCUGCAGUGGUUUGCUGAGAACCAGGAUUUGCUGGAUAGAGAUGCUGGCAGACUGAAGGCUGCUACAGCAGAGAUCCAUCAACUCAAAGAGCAGGUACAAAAACUGAAAAUGGAUGUGGGAAAAAGAAGCAGUGAUCCCCAAACAAAGGCCAAAGAGAAAGCAGUGGACAAUAAGAGGAUGCAGGACCUUGAACGACAGGUAAAGGAGCUGGAACAGAUACUAAGACGUAGAAACCCAAACUCCCUGCCUGCUCUGAUCUACGCUGCAGCCGCGGCUGGAGGGUGUGCAGAGGAUGUGAGUGACGGGACGUCCCCACCCAGCAAGAUCAGUGCCCUGCUGGAGCGCAGGAUUCAGCGUCUGGAGGCUGAGCUGGAGAGUCAUGAUGACGAGGCCAAGCGCAGCCUGCGGGCCAUGGAACAACAGUUCCACAGGAUCAAGCUCCGCUACGAGCAGCAGAUCUCAGAGUUGGAGCAGCAGCUGCAGCAGAAACUGCAGCUGGAGACAGCAAACUCAGCAGCUGAGCCCGAGCCGUGGAUGUCACAGGUCCUAACACUGGAGGGAGAGCUGCAGCGUGUGAAGGGGAGCCAUCAGGAGAAGGAAAAGUCCCUCCACCACCAGAUUGAGUCUCUCCAGCAGCAGCUCAAACUCAAGGUUGUCCCAAGACCUGCCCAGCCCCAACCAAGUCCAGGCCGACACCAGCGUCAAGCCGAGGCAGCGUUUGGCGCCCGGAUAGAGCGGCUGAACAAAGAUCUCGCCUCCAAGACACAGACCAUUCAGGAGCUGUGUCGCACUGUGGAGAGACUGCAGAAGGAGAGGAGGAGCAUGCUGUCUGUCCCCAAACCACAGGCAGAACCCUGUUCUACAGAGACCAGGCGGCAAGCAGGCCUAGCCAAAGCACUCUGCUCUGCUCCUGCAGCAGACACACGUGGAGGGGAAGAAACCUUUCCAGCUGCGCACUAUGAGAAGACCUACCAGCCGACUGUCUUUACAGGCAGUCACAUUUCUGAGGUUCUGCAGGACAACGAGGCUCUGAAGCAGCGUCUGGAGCACCUGGAGUUGCAGACUGAGCAGGAGGGAGAGACACUAAAAGCUGAUGCUGUACAAGCCAAGGAGGAGCUGUGCAGGCUGAAGGAGCACUCUGCAGAGCAGCUGUCCUCCAUGAAAGCAGAGCAGCUCAGGGUGUUGGACCAGCUGCGUGCCAGCCAUGCUCUGGAACACUCGUCCUCAAAGGUUGCUGAACUGGCCAAUAAGCUCAGUGCUCAGGAGAUUAUGGUGAAACAUUUGAAAGAGCAGCUGAAAGAGAUGCAGGGAGCUAAAGAUGCGCUGGCAAUAUCCAGGACCCGAGAGGACGCUCUGCAGAAACAGCUGAGCAGACUGCUGAAGGAUCUGAAGGAAGCUAAAGAUGCUCAGAGCCCGGAGGUGAAACUCCUGUGUAGCCUGGAGAGCAAGAUCCUCAGUAUGGAGCUCAGACACCAACACAGAGAGAAAGAGCUGCAGCAGGUGAUUGGUGGCUCGUGGCAGAGGUCAGACGCUGAUCAGCAGUCGGAGGUGGAGCUCUGGAAGCGUGUGGCUCAGGAUAAGAGCAGAGAGUUGGAGGUUUUCCGUCUGGAGCUGGACUCCAUCCUGGACAUCCUGAGACACCUCCAAAGACAGGGCGUGGUCCUGCCCACUCCCGACUCCCUGAGGAGUUAAUGCACAUGCAGAAAGAGGUCGAUGAUGCUUCCUGGUCCACAUCAGCAGCUGCCUUAAUAUCAGCAACACUUCACACGUACAAGCAGAAACAAAGCGUCAGUUUACUCAGAGAGGUGUUGGGGUUCAGAGACGGAACCUUUCAAAUCAAAAGAACACAGAAUGUAUUUUUACACAUACUGUUUCUUAUUUUUGUGUUUAUUUUGUAGCUAGUUUCUAUUUUUUAUUUAAAAUAUUGUAACUUAUUUAAGAUGUAGUGAAAAUAAAUGCUUUCCUUCCAGUUUAAACUGAUA
Cottoperca gobio is the source of this 4865-nucleotide messenger RNA. RefSeq names its product centrosomal protein 162 (gene cep162). Gene Ontology annotation, biological process: cilium assembly. Lineage: Eukaryota; Metazoa; Chordata; Actinopteri; Perciformes; Bovichtidae. The coding region runs from base 433 to 4575 and encodes 1380 amino acids. Gene Ontology annotation, cellular component: nucleoplasm; centriolar satellite; axonemal microtubule. The transcript is spliced from 31 exons. The record is from RefSeq and is a predicted model, not a curated record.